CGUAAUGCUGGGUUAGUUACCUUUAGAAGUUUAAAACCCUAAGCCACUCCCCGAAGAGAAGCCGCCGCCUUCUUCACCGCCACCGUUCCUAUUCUAGCUAAAAUUCUCCAUUGUUCUCGCUCUCACUCUCUUUCUCUCUCUGUCUAUCUCUCUCGCAUACACACACAAAGCACGGUGCUAUCCUCAGUGGAACAACGUUGUAUCAAUCUCAAAGAAGUAAAACCACACAGAAACAAUGGCUGGUGGUCGAUUCCGCGAACUGAUGAAGAAAUAUGGCAAAGUGGCUCUCGGCGUUCACCUGAGCGUUUCCACAGUUUCCAUUGCCAGUCUAUACGUCGCCAUAAAGAACAACGUCGACGUCGAAGCCAUCCUCGAGAAGUUCCACAUGGGUGCCGUCUCCGACCAGAAAAACUCUAACCCUACCGACGUAGACGCCUCUCAACCUCCUAAGAACCGGACGGCGCAGCUCGCCGCCUCCGCUGGCGGAGCCUUCACGCUUGCGAUCCUCUGCAACAAGGCGCUGUUCCCCGUGCGCGUUCCCAUCACCGUCGCGCUCACUCCCCCAAUCGCAAGGUUCCUGGCGCGGAGGAACAUCGUCAAGAGCGGUGUGUGACCUGGAUUCGGUAAAUAGAAAGGGAAGAAAGGGAAAAGAAGUAGAUGGGAUAGGAAUACCAAUCUAGUGUAUAGGCUUAGGUUUAUUUGUGAUGAGAGCUGGAUAUAUGGUGAUUUUUUAUCCCAAGAAUGUGGAUAGUGGACAUGAUUAUAAAGAUUAUUUGAUCGCUAUGGGUAUAAAGAUUAUUUGGUUGCUACUUGAUUAACCCUAAAAGUAAUGUAUUGAGUUUAAACUGUUGC
Vigna angularis (adzuki bean) is the source of this 852-nucleotide messenger RNA. RefSeq lists its product as uncharacterized. NCBI's taxonomy places the organism in Eukaryota, Viridiplantae, Streptophyta, Magnoliopsida, Fabales, Fabaceae. The record is from RefSeq and is a predicted model, not a curated record. Gene Ontology annotation, cellular component: mitochondrion. Bases 236 to 613 code for a protein of 125 amino acids. The transcript is spliced from 2 exons.